ACCUUAAAUCCCUCAAGAAAAUCCAAAUUGAUUUUCAAUCUCAUUUCUCCCAUCGAGAGAAAUUAUCUCUUAAUAAAUCCGAAUUUACGUUCAAGUGCUUCCCCAUUCCCAAUUUCUUUUUAAUAAUGGAAAUUUCUGUUUCGAAUGACAGUUACUGCUGUUGACUCACCCAGUAUUCAGUAGAUACGGCGGACGUGAUCAGACGUGAAAGUGUGCUCGUGACAAUGUCAGCGCCGGCUAAGAAACGUGAGAUCGAUGAGGAGUCGAAAGAAAAUGAGGAGAUGACCAGCAGUAAUGACAGCAGUGACGACAACGAGAUGGACACCAACGACGAGCAGGGGACCCAGAUCAUGGUGGACUUUGUGGGCCGGAUUCCCGAGGAUCCGGAUUUCAACGGGAUCAAACUGCUCCUUCAGCAGCUGUUUCUCAAGGCCAAGGUGGAGACCUCGGAGCUCGCUAAUUUCAUCAUCGAACGCAACUAUGUGGGCUCUGUGGUGAAGCAGGGCGGGGACGACGAUGCGGAGGAUGAGGAUGACGAGGAGAAUGACAUUAAUGAUGUCUUUGGAAUUACGACGAUUAUCAAUAUCUCUCAGGGACAGAACCAAGACUGCAUAAAACAACUUCGAAAAGUUCUGGCUGAUUACUCAAGCGACUACGCCUCGGACACCACAAAUGCCCUGAUAAAGAGCAUCCUGGAGAAUGACUCAGCGGCCCUCGGUCUCAUAAUAAACGAGAGAUUCGUCAACAUUCCCGCAGACAUAGCAGUCCCCCUACUCGAGAACUUGAUAGCCGACAUGAAACGAGCUGUCAAUAAGAAAAUGCCCUACGACUUUCAGUACUACGUUUUAAUCUCAAAGCUCUACAAGCCAAAGAAUACCCCUGGAAAGAAGAAGAAGAGGGGAGUGGAGGAGCCUGAAUUAAUCUGGAGUAAUCCAGAGGAGGAGAUAUUCGCUGAGGACGCAAUGUGUAGUUUUGAAUUUUCCGUUGAUAAAGACUCUGACACGAGUGCCUGGGCAGACGACGACGAGGAGAUGGUGCCCCACAGGCGAGUCAUGCUCUUUGAAGCCACUAAAUUGCCCUCAAUCAUCGAGAAAAUAAAGAAAGAAUUGGCCCAUUGAAGAAUUUUAAAAAAACUGAAAAAGAAUCAUUUAAUCAAAAAUAUUUACCGAUACAUUUUCGACGCUGAAAACAAAACGAAUGCUUAUUUUUCGUUCUUUUGUACAUAUGUAUAAGUAUAUAUAGAUAUUUUUUAGCAUUUUGUAAUACUUGUGAAAUUAACUUUUCAUGAUAGUAGUGAGGCAAUUGUGGGUGAAAAUCAUGUGGAAACAUCGGGAUAGGUGAGAGACUGUCUGACUGGCUUUGCUCGUCGUCUCAUUGUACCCAGGAUGUUCAGCAUCUCGGACACAGCUGCUGGGGCACUCUCCAUCUCACGUUUUCGUCGUCUCUCCUCGUCCCGUUGUUUCUGCAGGGUUAUUAAUGGACUUGAAAUAAACGAAAUUUUUAUGAAUUUACGAGAAAAA
Diachasma alloeum is the source of this 1520-nucleotide messenger RNA. RefSeq names its product protein BCCIP homolog. Bases 225 to 1118 code for a protein of 297 amino acids. NCBI's taxonomy places the organism in Eukaryota, Metazoa, Arthropoda, Insecta, Hymenoptera, Braconidae. The transcript is spliced from 3 exons. The record is from RefSeq and is a predicted model, not a curated record. Gene Ontology annotation, cellular component: nucleus.